AGAGCGGGCCGGAGCGGGGCAGCGGGGAUGGCGGAGGCGCUGUGGCUGACGCCGGCCGCCCGCCUGGCGCCGGGCCACGUGUACCGCAUGGCGGGGGCGCUGGGCGCCGAGCUGCAGCGCCUGUCGGGCCGCUUCGGGGCGGAGGCGGUGUGCGGGCUGGUGCCGCAGGUGGUCCGGCUGCUGGAGCUGCUCGAGGCGCUGGUGGGCCCGGCCGAGCCGCAGCCCGAGGCGGAGUCGGAGGCCGGGGCGGGCGGCGGGCCGGAGCCGGGCGCGGAGCCGGCGCUGCGGGCCCGCCUGGCCGCGCUGCAGGACGAGAGCCGGGAGCUGCGGGCGCGGCUGGCCCGGAGCCGGGCGCACGAGGACAGCACCGUGCGCCAGGAGCGGGACGUGAUGCUGCGCUUGAAGGAGGUGGUGGACAAGCAGCGGGACGAGCUUCGCGCCCAGGCCCACGAGAUCCUGUGCAGGAGCCGGGACACGGAAGCGCUGCAGGAGCAGCUGACCCGCUUCAUGUCCAUGAACGAGGACCUGCGCAACAAGCUGGCCGUGACCCAGGCCCAGCUCCGGGCCGCGCUGGAGAAGAACGGCGACGCAGAGACCGCCGCGCCGCCCAGCCGGCGGGAGCAGGAACGGCCGGCCAGCACCGUGCCUGCCGUGGACGCCCCCGGGCCCAGCGCGGCUGGGGUCACCGUGCCUGGGGAGGAGCUGCAGCCGCCCGGCCGAGCCACCAGCUCUGCUGACAGGGGCUUCUCCAAGGAGGAGCUGCAGCAGAUCCUGCAGGAGCGGAACGAACUCAAGACCAGCCUCUUCCUGGUGCGGGAGGAGCUGGCCUACUACCAGCGGGAGGUGCUGAACCAAGAGCACGUCCCUGGGCUGCUGCUGGACGCGAUGAAAUCUGUUGUCAAGAGGCAGAGGAAGAAAAUCCGAGCCAAGAUGCUGGGGACAGUGGACGAGCCAGCGAGCAGCGCUGAGGGACCACCCUGCCCUGCCGCGCCGCGCCGCUCCCGGACGGGCCUGCCCCAGCCUGCAGGUGGACUUCGUAAGCUGCCCACAGCUGGCGCUGCGCUGCCCGGCUCGCCAAGGAACUCUGCUCAGCUUGUCGCCCCCGCCCCACCAUGGGGCCACGCUGCUGGACACGGCUCAUCACCGCCACGGGGCAUGGCCCCGCGGGGGGAGGCUGCGGCAGCCCCAAGCGCCGUGCAGCGCUGGCCACGUGCAGACCCCUGCCCCAGCUGUCGGAGGCACCGGGCGGGCGCCACUGAGGACAGCAGUGACGGGCUCCCAGGACAGUGGGAUCCAUGGGCGGUGCUGGCAGGUCUGCAGGGAAGGGCUUGCUCGCGCUUGCUGCUUGAGGACUGUUUGUGCGGGGGCCAGGACCCCGGCGUGCUCUCCGCUGCACGCGUGGGGCUGCAUGCGCUCGGGGCUGCACGCACUGUGGGGCGCGGGGUGGGGUUGUCUGGUGUGCAUGUUGCUGGCUUUUAAGUGCCUAAUAAAGGGGCCCAGCUUUUCUACAAGGCUUCUCUCCUGCUACUGCUUCCUGCGGGGCGGGGAGGGGAAGGGAGCAAUCCACCUGUCAAGGGCGAGGGACCAGCACCCCCUCCCAGGGCUCCUGUUUCUGGCCCCCUGCACUGGGCAGGUGGAGGCAAAGCCUUGCCUGGGAGGCAGCCACGUUGUCUGGCAGGUGGGCAGCCCUCUAGAGCUGGCACGGCAGGCCUGGACAGCCCGGAGGGCAUUGUCUCGGGGCCCCAUCCCGGUGCGGCUGCAGCUCUCCAGCAGCCCCCUGCCCUGGCUGCGUGACCUCCCCAGCUCAGGCAAGCUGCAUGCUGCAGGAGCUGAGUGCUUGGGAAUGAUGUGGGCACCCUGCCCAGCUCUCCUGUGCAGGGGGUCUCCGCACGCUGCCGCCACCCCCUGCCCUGCCCUGUCCUGCCCUGCUAGCCAAGCAGCCCUCAGCCUGCAGUCGGGCAGGGUGCUCUGACACCCCUGACUCCUGUGAUCUGGGCUUGUGCUCCCAGGGGCUGCAGCUGCCUCGGCCCCUGCCCCUAUGGCUCUGUCCCUCCUGGCCAUGGGGAGCGCCUUGUUCUUUAUCUGCCAGCUGCUCGGGCUUUGCCUUCCCCAGCCCCCUCCUGGGCAUCCCAGGCUGGCUGCACUGACCAGACGCUGGGGCAAGAGCCACUUGUGGCUGCGGUGCAGCAAAGGGCGGGCGAGCUCCUCACCCUGGUGACCCAAGUGCCGAGGCUGGCGCCCGUCUCGGGCAAGCAGCCAGGCUUGUGCCUUGGCCCCGACGAGGCUGUCCUACAGCCGGGUCCUUGCAUAGGCUCUUCCCCAUGCCUAAAGCUAUCUUGGCUGCAGCUCUUGAGCAUAGCUGCCUUCCUCCCUGGGCCUGGCCCUGAGGCCUUGCCAGGCCCUGCCAGCACAGGCCCCACGCCCCGGGCACAUGCAUUGUGUUCGGCCCCUGCCCUGCAGCGUCUGCAACACAGGUCUCCGUGCAGGGACGGUGCCCUCGGGCAGGGCUGGAGCCUGUCCGUGCGGGGGCUGCCAUGCAGGAACCUCUGGGGACAGGCUCUGCCACCAGCGAGGGAGUGCCCAUGGUUCUUGAGGGCUUUCCCUGCCCCCCGGCAUGGACAGACAGUAAAUGACUGGUCCCUGGAGCCAUGUCAGCUGGUUGGAGACGGGCAGGGGCACUGCUUGGGGAGGACUGGGCAGUGGGAGAGCCCUGGCUGCACGAGCUCUCACCCGGGUCGUGGGAAUGUCCCUUGCACUCCGUGGAUCGGCCCUGGGCCGAAAGGGCACGUGCACGCAUGUGCCUGGCUUGCAGUAGCACGUGCUGGGCAGUGGGAAGAGCAGCACGCGUGCCCAGCUAGUGGCAGGAAGGGAGCCUGGGGGCACAUCUGCUGACUGAGAUGCGGGUGCUCCCUGGUCACGAGGAUCGUGGGGCUCGGCACUGCCUCCAGAUGUGGCGGGGAAGCCCGUCGCUGCGGAGAGGGCUGCGACCCCAGGGGCCAUUUCUAGCUCUGCGACCAUGGCGGCCGCUCCAUGCCCCGGGACAGGAGGCAGGAGCCCAGUGGCCGCAGUCUCUUCCCUGCUCGGGGUCUUGGCCCCAGGUCUGACUUCUCCUUUGCA
Messenger RNA from Alligator mississippiensis (American alligator), 3117 nucleotides. It is a transcript of the gene RILP, whose product is annotated as Rab interacting lysosomal protein. Gene Ontology annotation, biological process: cilium assembly. Bases 28 to 1479 code for a protein of 483 amino acids. The transcript is spliced from 6 exons. Gene Ontology annotation, cellular component: ciliary basal body; cytoplasm. Gene Ontology annotation, molecular function: protein dimerization activity. NCBI's taxonomy places the organism in Eukaryota, Metazoa, Chordata, Crocodylia, Alligatoridae. The record is from RefSeq and is a predicted model, not a curated record.